AUGGCCGAGGUCCGCUCGAUUUCUCCUUGGAGUAAUAAUCGGAGUUGUGGAAGUAAUAAAGAAGAUUUUGACCAAGGCAUGGCCCAGAACUGCAUUCGUCUCUUGAAACGUAAGCAUGAUGAAAUCGAGAGUGAUUCUGCUGAUAACGCAUACGGAAUCGUUACCGAUGGCUGA
Molecule: messenger RNA, 174 nt
Organism: Paraglomus occultum
Lineage: Eukaryota; Fungi; Glomeromycota; Glomeromycetes; Paraglomerales; Paraglomeraceae
Source: the annotation of a GenBank genome assembly